Molecule: messenger RNA, 1413 nt
Organism: Thelazia callipaeda (thelaziosis nematode)
Lineage: Eukaryota; Metazoa; Nematoda; Chromadorea; Rhabditida; Thelaziidae
Source: the annotation of a GenBank genome assembly
AUGUUCGAACGGAAACUGCUCAAUCCUUCUUAUCAUAAAGGCCCUAACUGGAAGGCAUUAUGUAGCUAUCAAAAGUGGACCAAAUAUAUAUUAUGGUCUCUAAUUGCUUUUCUUGCUGGUCUCACUGUUCGAGAUGUUUUGCAGCUGUGUUCACAAUUUAUCUCUGAUCCUAAACAAACGGCAUUCAAAAUGAUAUUCAACGAAUCUAUGUCUAUGCCGAAUUUGACCUUUUGCAUUUCAAAAGAUCAAGCUUUUAGUCAUUUCAAUUUAUACAAUAUGACUGAACUUGCAAGUGAUUGGGAUCUCAUUGUAGAGGAGAAUUUACUGAAUAUGACAAGUCGCGAAAGUUUUCUGAACUCGGCGUGGGAUUUUCGAGUCAUCAUAGAAGCUUAUGAAGUAAUCGCCGCAAUUAGUUCCAUAGAACGUGAAACAAGCUUAAAUGGGUCUGCGCAUUCUAUCACUUACUUUCGAAUUCAUCCAGCUUUUCAAGAAAAACGGAGACUUGUUCAGAUUUAUUUGAAUGCAAUUAAAGAACGCAAUGUCACAUUCAGCGAAUUAACGCAAAAAACCGGCACUGAAAUAUUAAAAAGAUUAAUGAAACAAUUUGCUCGUCUUGUAUUUAGUGAUGAAGAAAUGAUUUCUACAGACAUUCGCAUAUCGUGGAUCUCCCAAAUGCAAAUGUGCUUUCAACCAUUAUUUUCAAUCGAUAAUUUUAAGCCCAUUGAGGACCAGGGGCCAUUCUUCGUGUUGUUAAUGUCCCAUAACACUGCAAAGCUGAAUGGAAUUAAGGUGGACUGCAUGUCUGUUGAUUUUCAUGGUCGGCCAAGUUCUAUUGCCCGCUUUAUGCAAGGCAAAAACCAAGUGAUGGAUGGGUUCAUUGACGAUCUUUGCCUUGGAUUAAGACAUGAAGUAUUUAUAAGCGUUCGAAUAUACUAUGAAAUGAUUGAGAAUGAUAAUGAAGGAACGGCAUGUCGUGACAUCGAUGACAGUCAAGAAAACGAAUUUGAAUGUCACAGUCGUUGUCGACUUCAAAUGAUUCGCGAAAUGUGCAACUGUACGGCGCACUCCUUAUCUUAUCUAGUGAACGAUGAUAUGGAAUAUAAUCAAAACCCAUUAUGCAAUUACACCAAAUGCAUCAUUGACCAGAGGCAGAAAUAUGAUGAGAAAGAAUGCACGAAAAGUUGUUUCCGCAAUUGCAAACAAAUACGAUUUCAAAUCGAUCGUGAAACGAAUGGUCCAAUGUUGCAAAAAGAUUUAACAAUGAUACGACUGAAUUGGCGUUCCUUUGAAUACUUAUCACUUGAACAAGACAGAGUGUAUAGCAUAACAAGCUUCAUCGCUGAAUUGGGUGGUUCCAUUGGUGUUUGGCUCGGACUUUCUGUGCUGAGCUUAUUCCAGGUUGUUUCUCUUUAA